GAGGGCCAGCUUUGAAUAGGAAGUGAAAUGAAGAAGUUGCUUCUAGAAGUCAUCCUAAUUUUAGCAUCUUUCCUGUUAAUAUGUCUGCUUGUGCUCUAGAUGCCUGAUGAGUCUAUAAGAAAAAGGAACUUCAAGAUGUCAUUAUAAUCCCAUGUCAGACACUCAUGCCAAUCUUCUUCCAUGCCUGGAUUACCAAAUUUACAAAUUGGACCUCAUAGCCCAGAUCACAGCCAAGGGGUGCUACUAAAGAUUUCUGAGGAGAAAUGUAACAUGGUUUGUUCAGCAACGCGAGUAGGACAACAAUUCAAUGACUUAUUCUGAAAAGCACUAAGAAGAAUGCAAACAGCAAAAUACAGGGGAAAAAAAACCAUACUUCUUCUUUGUCAUCCACUUCAAGUGAUCUAACCAGUGUCCUAUCAUGACCACCUUCAACUUUACCCGUGUGAGGCCUUCCUUCUUCAUCCUAAAGGGCAUUCCUGGAUUGGAGGAUACCCACAUCUGGAUAUCAAUACCAUUCUCUUCCAUGUAUUUCAUCACUGUCCUGGGUAACUGCACUAUCCUCUUCAUCAUCACCACACAGCGUGCACUGCACAAGCCCAUGUUCUUGCUCCUUUGCAUGCUGGCCCUCACUGACCUGGGCAUGUCCACUACCACCAUUCCCAAAGCACUGUGUAUUUUCUGGUUUGGUCAAAGGGAGAUCAGCUUCGAAGGCUGUCUGACCCAGAUGUUCUUCAUUCACUCCAUCUCAGUCAUGCAGUCAGCUGUUUUGAUGACCAUGGCUUUUGAUCGUUAUGUGGCAAUCUGUGAGCCACUGCGCUAUGCCACCAUCCUCUCCAAUGGCCGCAUAGGUCUCAUUGGGUUGGUCAGUUUAGUGAGAGCCAUCAUUUUUAUCCUUCCCAUGCCUGUCCUCCUCCAGCAAAUGCCAUUUUGUAUAAGCCAGGUGAUCCCCACCACCUAUUGUGAACACAUGGCUGUGGUGAAAAUGGUGUGUACAGACACUACUGUCAACCGUAUGUAUGGCCUGGUGAUCGCCUUGGUGGUCAUUGGUCUGGACUUCGCUGCCAUUGGCUCAUCCUAUGCGUUCAUCAUCCGUGCAGUGAUGCGACUCUCCUCCAAGGACGCUCACCAUAAGGCAGUCAACACCUGCACCACACACAUCUGUGUGAUGCUCACAUCUUACACACCUCCACUUUUCUCCUUCCUUGCCCAUCGGUUUGGUCAGGGCAUCCCACCCCAUAUUCACAUCAUUCUUGGUAACCUUUACUUUCUCGUGCCUCCCAUGCUCAACCCCAUCAUUUAUGGAGUGAAGACUAAGGAGUUUCGGGACAAAGUAAUCAAAUAUUGUUGCUGGAAAAAGGAGCCCAUCACCAUAGCCCCUGAUCAUAAACCUGUCUAAUGAUUGGGAGGGCAUGAAUGGAGAGCAAGGAAAGACUGCCAGGUGAAGGAAGUUUCCUUUGAGAAUUGGCUGCUAGGGAAUGAUGUGAGGUAUGAAGGCUAUAUGUCCAUGCCAACUCUUGAUGUGCUAGUCACCAGGUCCUAUGGUCUGCUCCCUGUUACUAGAGAGGCAGAUUCAGAGAUCAGUCUGCUCCCUGAGGAGCAUUCAGUUUUAGAUUUGGGAGACAUGGUAUUAAGAUAUCAUCAAGGACAUUAAUGAGUAAAAAGCAAAAUGUGCCGGUCAUGUAUCAAGAAUGAGAGCAAAUAGGUGGGCAUCCCAAGAAUGUUAACACUGUCUUUCAGGUAUUAAAAAAAAAGUAAAGAGGACCUCAAUAGUUCAGUGGAUCUUCCCUGGAGGAUUUAUGUAAUAACUUGAAGGAGAAUCACAGAGUCAUGGAAAGGUGCAAUCUAUACUAGAGAAGUACUGACAAUGAUGAGAUCGUAUCUUUUUUUAAAAAUGAAAUUUUAUUGAUACUUUUGUUUUUUAACCACCUAAAUUUUCUACUGUAAGCCUCCACUCCCCCAUCCCAGAGGGUCAGCUCUUAUAACACAGAAUAUUUUUUUAAAGAAAAAUAAAUCAGCAAAUCCAGAGACCAUGUCUUAAUAUUUAAGUUGUAUAGAGGACAGAAGGUUAGGCAUAGAGUCAAGAUAACUGGGUUCAACAGUUUUCAAAAGAAGAAACUGUUAACAAUCAUAUGAAUAAUGCUCUAAAUAAUUUAUAAUAUAAAUUCAAAUUAAAACAGUUCUCAAGUUUUGUCUUAUACCUAUCAAAUUUGCAAAUAUUUAAAAGAUAGAAAUAGUAAAUUUAGGAGGGACUAUGGCAGACAGGCACAUUAAUAUAUUGUUAGCAGAUCAUUAAAUUGUCACAAUUAUUCUGGGAGACAAUUUGAAUUUUUAAAAAGUUUACUUAAAUAUUUAUAUGUUUUCCUCCAGUGAUUCUACUACUGAUUAUAUACUAAAAAAAAGGGUGAAGAUGGGGGGUGGGGGGAAGGUCCCAUAUAUACACCAAAAUAUUUAUAGAAACCUUCUUUGUGGUGGCAACUGUGGUAGCAGUUGGGAAAUAGUGGAACUCUAUAAAUGUGAGCAAUUCAGAGAAACAUGGCAAAUCUUAAUGAAGUGAUACAGAGUGAAGAAGGAAGAAUGUAACACAAAGACUUCCAUAAUGUAAACAAAAUAACACCUAAAUAUCGAUGAACUCAGAUUAACAAUAAUGACCAAGCUUGGUCCUGGGGUGCAGAUGGUGAGACACGGUUCUCUUUUUUGGAAAGUGAUGGAAUAUAAUGAAUAUAGAAUAUUAUAUAUGCUGACAGACAUGGUUGUUUUCUCAGUCAGUUUUUCUUCUCUGUUUUUCUUUGACAGAAGGGAUGGUUCAGUGGUUUGGGGAUUUAUAUUAAGAAAUUGCUGCGAUCUAAAAAAUAAAAAUCAUCAAUAAGACUUUUUAAAAAGAUAAUUGGGUUCAAUUUCUAGUUCCAAACCAAUUAAUUUUGUGAGCUCACGUAAGUUAUUUAAUAUCUCUUUCCCUGACUAUCAAAUGGAGGUGAUGAUACCUACAGUGGUAACAGUCUCCAAACUCAAAUUGUAUAAUCUUAAUGAAAAGAUCAUUUUCUCCCCAGAUUGCAUCUGGGCUUAGAGACUUUGGGUUCCAACAAGUAGGAAGUUCUAGAGAAUGUGACAGGAUGGGAGAGUAUAAGAAUAAACAGUAACUAAAAUAUUUCUAAGCCACUAGAGGGAACCAAUGUAACCCCAACUCCCCAGGGAACUCUCAUUCUUUUCUUCCCUAAUUCUUCUAGCCUCCCCAAUAAAGCUGCCCUCCCCUAGUUGCCCUGAUCAUCUCUCCACACAUCCUCACCCCUAUCUUCCAGCUUCCUCCUAAUCAUACACCGCUAUUUGUCCCUACCCCUUAAAGCUCAAAAAUAGUAGGAUUUUGCAGAUAGAGCACUGGCCCUAAAAAUAACUUUAAUGGAUAAAUUCAGGGAUUAUAGACCCAUUAUUAGUUUGACAAAUACCUCUCUGGAGCUGAACUGCCAAGCAUUCGAAGUCUACUUUGGAGACAUAACUCCGACAGACUAACCUUACCAAACACAAGCUUACCUAAAAAGACCGUGUUACAAAGAACUCACACAAGUCGGGCACUCACAAGAAGGUCAGAAGAAGCAGUACAAGGACCUUCUUAAGGUCUCUCUGUAGAACUCUGGUGUUAGUUAUGAGACAUGGGAGAUGCUGACACAGGACAGCCCAGCAUGUUGUGCUCACAUUAAAGAAAGCGCUGUCCUAUAUGAGCAAAGCAGAAUUGCAGUAAGACAAAGGAAAUGAGAGAUGCACAAAUCUAGAGACAGCUCUAUCCCAAAUGCUCAAAGGAUUAUUUGCACCCAACCUGUACUAGAGCCUUCCCAGCUCAUAUUAGACUGAUCAGCCACAGUCCAACACAUUGUACCCUGACCCCAACAUUGUAAUGUCAUUGGUCCUCUUCAGGUAUGAAGGACUAGCAACAACAAUUGUUACAAGCAGUUGUGGAGAGAGCUCAUUGAUUAAGCAGAGGCAGAAUGUUCCAUAGAAUGAUCUCUGUUAAAUGAGAGGACUGAGGCCGUUGGAGCACUUGAGCUUGGGAGUUCUGAAGUGCAGUAGGCCAAGCCGAUUGUAUAUCCACAUUAAGUCUGGCACCAAUAUGGUGAGCCUAGGGACAGCGGAUGGGUCACCAGGCUGCCUAAGAUUGGUGGCCCAGGUUGGAAGUGAAGCGGGUCAAGGCUGCCUUGCCAAUUAGAAGUGAAAUCAAGUCAUCAGUGGUCUCUGUACUUUCAACCUGGGAGAAAUAGGGAGACCCAAUCUCAAAAAAAAAAAAAGCAAAAAAGAAAAGAGAAAUAAGAGAGACAGAGAGAGAGAGAGAGAGAGAGAGAUACUAAGUGUAUCCUUAUAUCCCUAUCACUUAGUACGGUGCCUGACACAUAGCACUUAAUAAAUGCUUGUUAAUUGACUUCAUAUUGUCUAUGUCUGAAAAUACACCUUAAAUCUGUCACCUUU
Molecule: messenger RNA, 4452 nt
Organism: Phascolarctos cinereus (koala)
Lineage: Eukaryota; Metazoa; Chordata; Mammalia; Diprotodontia; Phascolarctidae
Source: RefSeq, a predicted model, not a curated record